Messenger RNA from Metarhizium brunneum ARSEF 3297, 1140 nucleotides. RefSeq lists its product as uncharacterized. NCBI's taxonomy places the organism in Eukaryota, Fungi, Ascomycota, Sordariomycetes, Hypocreales, Clavicipitaceae. The record is from RefSeq and is a predicted model, not a curated record.
AUGAGUCUUGCCGAAUCGCCAACUCUAAAGAGGGGAGAGCGGUUCCCGAGAGGCAGUGACGUCGCCGACGAUAGCAGUUUCGACGAUUCUACCCCCCAUGCUGUCAAGGAGACCGAUUCAGAUCCCAACAUGGAGAACCAGAAGGGUGCAAAGGUCAAGAAGCGGUCCCUUUUUGGAUUUGGAAAAAAGAAGGAGGGCAGCAGCUCGUUGACCGCUGGCUCCGACACGGUGCCUACGUCGCCUGUGGCAUCACAACCAUCCAAAACAUCACCGACGACAUCGAAAAUUACCGCAUCCCCAACACGCGUGCAUACCGGCGAGCAUUGUGUGUUCGUGCACCCAUCAUCGCCUGGUCGAGCUCUCUCCAGCUCACCACGGGUGUCGUCUCCAGCCGGCUCACAGAUUUUUGAGAGAGACGUACAGGACAGCACCGUGCUAAAGCCCAACUCUCCUGCUAUUCCAACUCACAUUCAAACCGAAAACUACAUCCCCCCCGUCCUCGACGAUGCCUCAGAGGCAAUCACCAACGAGAAACUGGAUCCCGACGCAGUGGAAAUUGUAACACACACGUCGCACCAGCCCGCCUCGGUAACAGUCACGGGUGCCUCUGGAGGACUUGCGUCACCGUACGACCAGAUGGCCUCUGAAUGGGCCGCUGAGCUGGCUUCGUUUGCCAGCCGCGUUGGCCUCCCUCCGGACAGUGCGUCCAAUUACGGAUCGCUGGAUUCUGCCGACGUGCGGCGGCUAUCGUUCAUCUCAUUUGCAGACGUUGUUCAGGCAGAACACGGGAAUCAAGCCGGAGGACCAGGGUCGCGGGACAGCCUUCACAUGGUGGGAUUAACUUCGCUUCCGUCUGCAGCUCUGAAUCGAUCACCAUCGCCCAUCCGAUCACCCGUGUCCAGCCAAGGACAGGGAACAAGUCCACCAACAAGUAACCCGGGGAGCAUGAAGGGAGUCGAGAUGAGCCCAACACGAAAACCGUUUGGUAGCCCCAAGCCCGGGCAACAGAAUCUGGCUGCUCCAGGCGGCGAUCUCAAUAUCGAAACAAUGAGACAGGCUCUGAGACGAACUGGAAGCGCCGACCUGAGCAGUUUUAGAAGUAACCCGACAAGCCCACUCGACGGUCCAGGUUCUCGAUAA